AUGAGUCUAGAAGACUCCACUUCAUCCUCGCGUGCACUUCAGCAGAUAUUCCGGGGUAAACUGAAACGUAUUGAAAUCAGCGCAUUACAUCAAGUCUUUCACGAACUAAAAACAAGCAAUGACACCGGUGGAGACCGCAUUGAAGCAAAAAAUUUCCUGGCCCACCUCGAGUUGCCGCUAGCCGUUGAACCCGCCGGUAUUCUACUGUUUAAAUCGUUUUCCUACCUCGGCUCUUACCCAAACUGUGCAACCGAAGGUCCCGUUCCGCUGUACAUGAAUGCCUUUCUGAAAGCAUUCACCAUUCUUACCGGAAAACUGGACACCCAAGAAGAGCCCGUGUUCGAAGACGCAUUUUUCGAGUCGCUGUCGAUCCUCCCCGCUCCACGUACCGAAGAGCAAGCGGUCGACUCAUCCGCAUCGGAGCUAUCCUCUAUUCAAUCAGGGACUGGGAACAACGCUUUGGGCGCAGCCGCAUCAAGAGAAGACGAUGCAGAUGAACAUGAUGCGACCGCUGCCCCGCGUGGACUUUCGUUGGCUGACCUUGGCAUCAGCUUUGAUGAUAUGGAUUUUGAAUCCAGUUUGGAGGAUAAGGCGGAGGAUAAUCCUGGAGCCAAGUUGUCCAUUCCGUCCCGUGAUUUGGUAGAAAUCUUUGUGUUGCUGUUAUGGAUUGAUGAAAAGGAACGAUGUGAAAAGAUACAUGUCGAGACGGAGACAGCAGAGAAACAGAUUGAUUUUGCCGCCAUUCGUCGUACAGCCGAUGCCAUGGUCACGAUGAUUCAUCGAUACGGCGGAACAUCUUCCGAUGCUGAUGAUCCGCAACGGCAACGUAUAUCCCGUCAUCAUUUCAAACAAUGGAAGUCGCGCAACGCUCCUCAUCUUUUCCGGACACUCCAUUCCUUCCUCUACAACAAAUUUGCCAUGAAUACAAAGCACACAGUUACCCAUACCCGCGAUGUUGUGCUUGAUAAGGAUAUGAUACCUAUUGUUGACCAGUCCGAUCUUCUGACUGUUUCCUACACAACAUUGUUAUGCUGGUGUCUGCCGCAAAACUGCUUCGAUGCCAAGGAAUGGCAUCGGUUAUAUUCAGGUGACGAUGACGGAUUUUCAAUGAAUCGGUUCGAAAGCCACGUAUUCAAGUACUCGGGGCCGACAUUGAUACUUAUACAAGGCCAGGUACUUUCUUCAACUCAUACCAAGUCCGAUGCCAAGGAAGGAGAAGUGUCAACUCUCGUUUUCGGUGCUUACAUAUCGGAACCCUGGAAGCAUUCGAAGCACUAUUGGGGCGAUGAAAACUGUCUUUUGUUUGAGCUGUCGCCUCACUUUGAGGUUUUCCGACCAACCCUACACAAUUCACAAUACAUUUACUGUCACGACGACUUUGGACUUGCCUUUGGUGGAUUCAAUCAGAGCAUGAUGACUCCGAAACCGCCGCAUCAUUCACGACAUUCAGGUCCUCCAGCCUUUGUUUUUAGUAUGGAUAACAGCCUGCAAGCCGGCUUCUACAUGCAAGAGAAUUAUCCUGAAGCGGCCACAUUCGAAAAAUCGGCCUUUCGAGGCCAAUUCGGCUAUGCCUUUGAGACGAUGAGGAUCGAGGUGUUUGGAUUGGGAGGAGAAAAAGCGCGGCAGCAGCAAAAACGAGCUUGGUUAUUUGAGAAAGAAGAAGCCUUGAGAAGAGCCGGCGUACAAAUCCGACAAGAGGGCGGCAACGUUGACAAGGAGAUACUUCGUAUGGCAGGCAUCAUUGACGAGCAUCGCGAGGAGCGAUGA
Radiomyces spectabilis is the source of this 1767-nucleotide messenger RNA. Its product is annotated as TLD-domain-containing protein. Bases 1 to 1767 code for a protein of 588 amino acids. The transcript is spliced from 2 exons. The record is from RefSeq and is a predicted model, not a curated record. NCBI's taxonomy places the organism in Eukaryota, Fungi, Mucoromycota, Mucoromycetes, Mucorales, Radiomycetaceae.